AUGGGAGAAGCUAAUAUGAUGUCACUAUCAUUCAAUCAGAGCAGUCCUAGUGGACCUGUGUGUCCUGGAGAUAGACUGGUGUUCACUUGUGUAACAGUAGUGGAAGGUGAAAAUGGAGUAGCAGUAUGGAGAAGAAAUAAUCAACAGCAAGAUCCUGCAAUUUUAGCCUAUGGUGUAGCAAUUCCUUCACUUGAUGAUUUCACAUUAAAUAUUACCAGUUAUGAUAAUACAACUAAUGUGCAUGUACUAGUUAGUACUGCUACUAAUCCGUCAGUUCCGGUAGAAUUGAAUACAACUACUAUUGGUUGUUCAGCUGAUGCAAUGAAUUAUCAUACAUUAACAAUUAAUAUAGCAGGUCAACCAACAACACAAAUUACUAAUGAUUAUUUUACUCUACCAGUUCCUCCUAUUCAGUAUUACAUUAUUAGUGUAUACAAUACAUCAAACAGUAUUAUAUACACUAAUAAUACAACUAAUACUAAUAUUACUAUCACUGGACUACCUCUUACUGAUACAAACUACACUGUUACUAUCAUUUCUGUUAAUAUUAUUGGAUAUGGACCAUCAACUACUGUUAAUGUCAGUGUAACUGUUACUCCUACAGUGACCACUAGUUCAAUUACUAAUGUUCCAUCAUCAGUUACAUUAACUACUGAUAUUAGUACCAGUACAUCAGUUACAGUUAUAUUAUCUACUUCAAUUACAGUGUCUUCAACAAUUCAUGAACAAUCAUCAUCUUCCUUUAUUUCAGCUACUAGUACAUCAACUGGUACUACUAGUAUGAGUGUACCAGUUUCAUCAUCAACUGUAUCAACUACUGCUGCUGGUUCUAAUGCUGUUCCUAUUAUAUCUGGAGCUAUUGGAACAGUGUUUGUUAUAAUAAUUAUUAUUAUUAUUAUAUUGGUGUUAGUGAUACUGGCAAUCAAGAAACAAAGAAGUAAGUUUGAUUACUAUGAUCACUUUUAA
Amphimedon queenslandica is the source of this 966-nucleotide messenger RNA. Its product is annotated as location of vulva defective 1-like. NCBI's taxonomy places the organism in Eukaryota, Metazoa, Porifera, Demospongiae, Haplosclerida, Niphatidae. The coding region runs from base 1 to 966 and encodes 321 amino acids. The record is from RefSeq and is a predicted model, not a curated record. The transcript has 6 exons. Gene Ontology annotation, molecular function: protein binding.